UGCCAAGCUCUCCUCCUUCCCAUCUCAAUGGAAGUGCAGGCAGCAAUGGUGAGGUCAUCACAUGAGGAAGGGGGAGAAAUGGGUGCUUUGUAACUUCUGCACAACCUCUUAAAGCGACAGCGUCCCUCCAAGAGGCUGUUUGUGUCUCUGAAAGCACUUUGAAGAUUAAUCUGCCAUGACUACAGCAAGAUACAGGCCUACGUGGGAUUUGGCUCUGGAGCCUCUGGUUUCCUGCAAACUUUGCCUCGGAGAAUAUACCGUCGAACAAAUGACCACAAUAGCACAAUGCCAGUGCAUUUUCUGUACCCUGUGUUUAAAACAGUACGUGGAACUUCUGAUCAAGGAAGGCUUAGAAACUGCAAUCAGCUGUCCCGAUGCUAGUUGUCCAAAGAGAGGUCACUUACAAGAGAACGAGAUUGAAUGUAUGGUUGCAGCAGAAAUUAUGCAAAAGUAUAAGAAGUUGCAGUUUGAAAAAGAAAUUCUCUUGGAUCCAUGCAGAACGUGGUGUCCCUCUUCAUCAUGUCAAGCUGUUUGUAAACUCCAAGAGAAAGGCCUUCAGAGCCCACAACUCGUACAGUGCACAGCCUGCGACAUUGAGUUCUGCUCGGCCUGCAAGGCCAACUGGCACCCGGGGCAAGGAUGCCCAGAAACCAUGCCAAUCACGUUUCUUCCAGGAGAUACAAGCUUUGUCUUUAAAAGCCUUGAAGAUGACGUGCCAAUCAAACGCUGCCCAAAAUGUAAAGUCUAUAUAGAGCGUGAUGAAGGUUGCGCACAGAUGAUGUGCAAGAACUGCAAGCAUGCGUUCUGCUGGUACUGCCUGGAAUCCCUUGAUGAUGAUUUCCUACUCAUACAUUAUGAUAAGGGGCCUUGUCGGAACAAACUGGGCCAUUCCAGGGCAUCGGUCAUAUGGCACAGGACUCAGGUUGUGGGCAUAUUUGCAGGAUUCGGCCUAUUACUAUUGGUCGCGUCACCAUUCCUGUUACUGGCCACCCCUUUUGUUUUGUGUUGCAAAUGUAAAUGCUGCAAAGGGGAUGACGACCCACUACCGACUUAAAAGGAACUUCUAUGUUAUGGCUGCAGUAUAUCUUCCCAGGGAAACUACUGUUGAAGGUUACUUUACAUAUUGGAUCCUCCAUAUGAGCCUUACCCAUCUCAUUCAGUUUUCCAAGCCACAAACAGAGCCGUUAUUCUUGGUAAGGUGGCUGAGAUCACUGAAUGGGAUUAAUGCGAUUUACAGGAAUCCUUGAGGAGAAGAUAAAUGGAAUGUUUUUCCUGUAAGGCCAAGAGCUUGCACACAGUAGAUUCUCAAGGCUUCUCUACAAUUGUGUAUUUAAUACCUUCUGCUUUUCUAUUUUUCCUAUUUAAUUUUUUUGUUUGGUAAUAAGUGAAUAUUAAGACUUUUUUUUUGUUUAAGAAUUGCUUUGUUAAAUUGUGGGGUGACAACAUAUUGGUAUGUGCAAAUGGUUGUUUCUUGAUUAGAUAAAAAGCCAAGAAAAAGUUCAAGGUAGGGAUAAAAGUACAUUUACCCCAGAAAUACCUGGAUCUGGUUCUAUUUAUCAACUGCCAGCUGUUCUUCAGCUACUGUACAUCUCCCAGAAUCCCAGGGAAGAUGUUUGGUGGGUAUAUGGAGUUACAAUUUUACAACAACUGGAAAGACAUGUCAUAUUAAUACAAGAUCCCAUCACUAAUUUAAGCACUUACCAACUGUUGUAACAGUUCUGAUAAAGAAGGACAAACCCUUCUUAUGGCAAUGGUCAUUGUUUGGUGAACUGGUCCCUUUGUAACCAUUUUUAAUGGCAUGUUUCUCCUGCCUCCUUAUGGCUCUGCAGUAUCUAGUCUUUGAUAACUAGAUUUGGACAUGGUAAAGCCGACAACUCAUGAAUGGACUUAGUCGUUGAAGAGGUUCCUUCCUCAGCAGAAGUUAAAGUAAUGAAGACAAACUAUUAUUGUUUCAUAUCCAAUAAAUACAUUACUUAUGAUGCUAACAGAAA
This is a messenger RNA of Xenopus laevis (African clawed frog), 1991 nucleotides long. It is a transcript of the gene rnf144a.L, whose product is annotated as ring finger protein 144A L homeolog. Lineage: Eukaryota; Metazoa; Chordata; Amphibia; Anura; Pipidae. Gene Ontology annotation, cellular component: cytoplasm; membrane. The transcript has 8 exons. Gene Ontology annotation, molecular function: zinc ion binding; ubiquitin-protein transferase activity; ubiquitin protein ligase activity. Gene Ontology annotation, biological process: protein ubiquitination. The record is from RefSeq and is a predicted model, not a curated record. Bases 176 to 1054 code for a protein of 292 amino acids.